This is a messenger RNA of Hemiscyllium ocellatum (epaulette shark), 1836 nucleotides long. It is a transcript of the gene aplf, whose product is annotated as aprataxin and PNKP like factor. Gene Ontology annotation, biological process: double-strand break repair. Gene Ontology annotation, cellular component: site of double-strand break; nucleus. The coding region runs from base 161 to 1813 and encodes 550 amino acids. Gene Ontology annotation, molecular function: 3'-5' exonuclease activity; protein binding; DNA-(apurinic or apyrimidinic site) endonuclease activity. The record is from RefSeq and is a predicted model, not a curated record. The transcript is spliced from 11 exons. NCBI's taxonomy places the organism in Eukaryota, Metazoa, Chordata, Chondrichthyes, Orectolobiformes, Hemiscylliidae.
AGGCUCCUGGGAGUUGUAGUUUAGGGGAGUUCUGACGGUACUCUUCGCUUCUUCUUUCUCCCGGUCCCAGCGGAGGGACAGUUUGUGCUGGGGCCGCACGGUGAGCGCCACCUUAGAGCAGCGGGAGGAAUGUGAGCAUCUUCCCAGGAACGGGAGGAGGAUGGAACUGGAGCCAGAGGACGGGAGCGGGAAUAUCGCUCUAGCGGGAGGCCUGACCGCCGUAGGCCGCGGCCCCCUGCUCCGGAUUUCUGAUAAACGAGUGUCCAGGAAUCAUGGUCUGCUGGAAGUGCUCGAUGGGAAGUUGCGCAUCAAACCAUUACACACCAAUCCAUGCUUCUAUCGGUCAUCAAAUGGAGACCAGCUUCUGCCCCUGGCUAAGGAUGAAUGGCACUGGCUGAACCCAGGAGACUGUUUUUCUUUACUGCCAGAUAAAUACAUAUUCAAAGUAAUCUUACCCAGCUUCGAACAGACGUUAAGAAACAGCGAUCUAUCAAGUUUUGAGGAUGAUGAGCAAUCUAAUCCUGCAGGAAGUUUGCAUAAGGAGAAAGGGGAUGUCAGCGAGGGCCCAGAUAUACCUCGGGGUUACUCACAAAAACCCACUACAUCAUCCGAGGCAUUAACAACAGAUGAUUAUUUCCGACAGCAAUCCAGCAGAAUUGAACCAAAUGGCAUCUUGCAGAAAGUGUCAGACAGCGAGCAGUUGAAGAGUGGUCAUGCAGCACCAGCCACUGUACAAAGGAAAAGAAUCUUGCCAGCUUGGAUGCUGCAAGUUACUGCAGAAAUGCAAGACUCUUCAUCGGCAGUCAGUAAAAAAGGAAAUGCAGUGGGGCGGGGAAGAGGUGAUGCAGGGCAGACAAAAACUCGGGUAACCCAACCAGGAAGAAAAAGACACGAGUCUGGUGAGAAUGUCCGAGAGAAUGAAGCAACAGAUCAACCACAGGAAAAAAAAGGUAGGAGAAGGAAAACACAACCAAAUAAAGAUGAAGACCAAAGCAAGAACAAUACUGAAGGGAAUACUCCAGGCACAAGUUCUGCUAAUGCAAAAAGCAAAGAGGAAAAGAAGAACAAUCUCGACGGACCUUCCGGGUCUAAUUACAAAUUGAUGGUCGGUGAUAGUGGGGAAGCCAUACACCGACAUGGUCUUGAUUCUCAGCGGUCCCAUGAGCUAAGUGACUGGGAAAUGAAUGUUAAAGAGAAGGAGGAGGAGGAGGAAGAAGUGGAACUGAUGAGCAGACAAAGUGAGCUGGAGAGUGCGCAGACAUUGGAGACCCCUCACACAAGGGAUAAAAGCAGCAGGCCAGCUCCUGAUGAAGCAGGAGCAGCAGAAGACAUAAAGACUCUUCAAACUGUAGAGCAGAGCAAGCCUCGGAGAGCCCCCUGCAUGUAUGGAAGUAAUUGUUACAGGAAAAAUCCAUUGCAUUUUCAAGAGUUGAGUCAUCCUGGCGAUCCUGAUUACGAGGAGUUAGCGGGUGAGGAGGAAGAUGAUGACAAACCAGAGUGUCCUUUUGGUACUGCUUGCUAUAGGAAGAAUCCCCAACACAAGAAGGAGUACAAGCACACGCAACCUCCAGAAAGUGAAUUACGAAGACCAAAGAGGAAAGGGUCUCAAAAAGAUAAAAGAGGUCUGAAUGGUGAGAGUGAUGAUGAUGGUGAACCUAACCAGUAUGACCUGAAUGAUAGCUUUAUUGACGAUGAAGAGGAGGAUCUGGAACCAACUGAUGAGGAUUCUGAUUGGGAGCCAAGUUCAGAUAGUGAUGAAGAUAUUGAAACACUAACAAAAGAAGCUAAUAGAUUUGUAAGAAAUAAAAAAUGAAGCUUGUUUUUUGUACCUUUCAA